AGGCGUGAAGGGCGCCGAGCCAGCAAAUCCACAGCUCGACCCGCCGUCGCCUGAGUUUACAAGCAGAGGGCAGAGGUAUACACCAUAGAAAAUAAAAUCUGUCCGGUUAUGAAUAGUAUACUGGACAACAUUUUACAGUGACUGUAUGACCAAUCACUUAGUGCUACAAAAUUACUCAGAAUGAGUUACAUCCAUGUAUCAUCCCUGUAGAAGAUUGGAGGAGUGAGGCACUAGUGUUGGCGAGGAGCCCAGGAAGUGGCAAAGAUGGCAGGAAUAGACCCCUUAUCCUGUACACUAGUGACACAGUGUGUGAAUUUUCAUGGCCAUCAACUCCUCAAGCAGCUCACUUCUUCACAUCCCAAGGAUUUUGAGACCUUGAAUCUGAAAGAAGUUGACUACAAAGUAUAUAAAGCAAGAAUUCCAGAAAUAAGUAAGCAACCAAGUGUGACAAGAAAUGAACUAAUUAACUUCAUCAGUGAUAAGUGCCCAAGUUUGUUUGUACCUCGAGAAACUGAAUCUCUUAAGGGUGGCGAUGAUGAUUAUGGAAUUAGAGAUCGAUCAAGCAAUCUUCCUCCUCUGGAAUACUUCAUGAGAGUUAUGAGUCACCUGAAGAGAGAUAUGUUCUUUAAGACAGUGCAACGUGGAGAUGUUCUUUAUGUGCGAGUGACUUCCUAUGUCCAUGAUCUGCUGUGCACAGUGAAGGUGCAGGCAGCUGUAGGCACCACUGUGAGGGAUUUGUUUGAUACUGACAUUAAGGCUCAUCUCCGCCUUGAGGACACUGAUCCAGAACCAGCAGACAGAGAUGACCUUGGGCGAUGGAUGUUGAGAACAAGGCUGUGUGUAGAGGUACUAGAGGUGGAUGCUAGUGAUAAUUACCUCUUAGUGGGCACCAAAGGGGUUGCCAUUCAUUCACAUCUCAAGGAUAAGGUCAAGCUGGGCAAGGCCACCCUCAGCAACCGUCCACCUAUAUUGAGUGAAAUGGAAAACCGAAGCAUUAAGUCUUACUCUCAAGCACUGGAGAAGCUGGUGACUUUCAACAACCCUCGCAGCAUAAGACACUUAGCAGGAAAAUUCAACCUCAACCUGUAUUCACAUACUUCACUGAUGGACUCUUUAAAACACAAGUUUUCGGAGCGUGAAAUGUACAAGUCAGUAAGGAAGGCGCAGAUGUCACGUUGGGCCCACAAGUCUGUUGCUGAUGGAGUGGUGUUCUUCAAACGUGGCCAGCAUGAAGAGGCCUUCCAGUGUCUCAACAAGGCUCUACAAAUUGAUACAGAAAAUGUGGAAGCAUUUGUUGCUAAAGGAGCUUUACUGGCAAACUUUGGUAGCUUGGAGAAAGCUGUUGAAAAUUUUGAGGAAGCUCUAAAGUACAACCCAACCCACAACAAUGCUCAGAAGUAUAUUUGUGAAACACUGGUGGAAUUAGGCAAACAACUUGAAGAGGAGAACAAAAUCGAAGAAGCAGAGAAGAAUUUCAAGAAAUGCUUAUCCAUCAAUCCUAAUCAUGCAGCAGGCAAGGAAGCUUUAAGGAAAAUUACACAGAAAAAUGAAGACCGCUCAGAGGUUGUUCAAGAUGUUCUUCAAGAUCUCAUAGAUAUUGAAGAAGAAUUCAACAGCAGAAAACGUCAUCGAACAUCAUCUACAUCCAAGAGUAGUCCAGCGGCAAAGAGGGAAGCACGUGGAUCAGAGAUCAAAGAACCUGCUCCAGCCCCAGAGCCAUCAACUCGAUCCAGGUCACGCAGCAAGUCUCUUUCUCCUUUAUCUAAAAAGCUGCAAAUGCAGGAGGGGAAGUGGCUACCUCCAACCACCAUCAACACCACUUCAUCGUUUAUGGGUCCCAAUUUGGCUGUUCCUCCUCCCACUGUUGAUUUGGCUGUUCCUCCUCCAACUCUUGAUGCAAACUACAAUUACCCUCCCCCUGGAUGGCCUCCCACCACCAUGGUCACUGCUCCACCUGUGACAACUAUGUAUCCACCUCCAACAGCCUACACAAUGCUGCCUCAAGGACCAGCUGUUUCAAGUUCAACCUACAGUAGUCGAGAGGAUGAAGAAUACAAGGCUCGUGUUGAUCAGUUUCUUAAAAACUUAGAGGAAGAUAGAUCUGUUGAAAAAAAGGAUCGUUCUAAGAAGAAACAUAGCCGUGGAAGAGAACCCAGAAGUCAAAAAAAACAUAAAGAUUCACACAAAAAGAGGAAUCGAAGCAUCAGCUCUAGCAGUGUUAGUAGAAGCAGCAGUUACAGCAGCAGGAGCAGCAGCUCCAGCAGCAACACCAGCAGCAGCAGUACAAGUAGCAGCAGCAGUCAUAGCUCCAGUGGAAGUCCAGUGGAUACUAAGAAAAAGAAACACAGAAAACAUAAGAAGCAAAAGAAACCCAGUAAGAAGGAGAAGAAAAAGCCUGAAAAGCAUGUCAAAAAAGAGACUGUGAAAGAAAAACCCAAAAGCAAUGUUCCUCCUGUCUCAUCAGUAGAAGAUGAUCCUAUCCCAGGUCUGGAGAGUUUAAAUGAAAAGCUUACAGCUUAUUACAAGAAAGUAGAAGAGAGUCAAAGGGAACAGCCUGUUAGAAAGAAGAGGCCAGAAGAAAAAGAGGUUUUAGUAAAAGAAAGAGAGAAGAGGUCAAAAGAAAAGGAGACUCUAGCAAAAGAAAGAGAGAAGAGGCCAAAAGAAAAAGAGGUUCUAGCAAAAGAAAGAGAGAAGAUGUCAAAAGAAAAAAUGGAUCAAGUUAAAGUAAGAUCAUCUGAUAAUUCUGACACUAUUACUCAGAUGAUGAAUGUGAUGAAGAGCUAUGAACAAGGUUUUCGCUUGACAUCCAAGACCAAGGUAGGAACAAGCUCAGCUCUCCCUACUAAAGGAGUUCAUCCAGCAUUCCAAGAGAGUGAUGAAGAUGAUAUACUUGACCAACCAGCUUCAAAUACUGUGAACAAAAAACAGCAAGCAGAGGAUGAGAAGGAUACUACUGGAGGGUCUGAAUUUACCAGAAGCACAGUGUUAGAUCAAGGAGAUAGCACUGUCAUAAAGAAAGGUUCACAAAGUUCAGCUUCUCAGGAGUCUGUUACAAAAGAUCACUCCGGAUCACGUUCUAAAAGUCAUUCAAAGUCACGCUCAAGAAGUCUUUCAAGAUCACACUCCAGAAGUGCCUCUAGAUCAAGCUUCAGGAGAUAUUCAAAGUCACAGUCAAGAGACCGGUUUCGAAGUUACUCAAAGUCACAAUCACGUGAACGGUCAAGAUCACCUUUCAGACACCAUUCAAGGUCUCGUUCUAGAAGUCAGUCUCGAUCAUAUUACAAGAUUAGACACAAGGAUGGUCGACCACAUCCCAGGGGAAGGAUACAUUCUUACCAGAGGCCAAGAAGCAGAGAUAGGGAUGAUCACUAUCAUGAGGGAUUCAAAUGGCAUAGACCUUAUUACACCAAUUCAAAGUCUCCUCGCCACCACCCAAAUAGGUUUCGAGGACGUGGAAGAUUUGGAGGUAGGAGGGGUGGUGCUUCUCUUAGAGGUAAUAGUAGGGGACACCAGGAAAAAAAAGGCCACCACAGGGGACGAGAUUCACCAGAGCCACUCAGUGAACAGGAACGAGAGAUGAUGAAACAGACAGCAAGGAAAAAGCUUGAAGAAAGCAUCAAGUAUGGAGCUGUUGAUCCUAGCUUUUGGGAAUCCAAUUCUGAUAACUUGUCAUGCACCAAGACAUCCAGUAAACUAGAUUCUUCUUGCCAAAGAAGUCCUAAACUAGAAUCCUCUCGCCCUAAAACACCCAGCAGGUGGGAGGCUUCUCGACACAAAACUCCCAGCAGAUGGGAAUCAUCUCGCCCCAAAACUCCCAGCAGAUGGGAAUCAUCUCGCCCCAAAACACCCAGCAGAUGGGAAUCAUCUCGUCCCAAAACACCCAGCAGAUGGGAAUCAUCUCGUCCCAAAACCCCCAGCAGAUGGGAAUCAUCUCGCCCCAAAACACCCAGCAGAUGGGAAUCAUCUCGCCCCAAAACCCCCAGUAGAUGGGAAUCAUCUCGCCCCAAAACACCCAGCAGAUGGGAAUCUUACCGACCAAAAACUCCCAGCAGAUGGGAAUCAUCUCGUCCCAAAACACCCAGCAGGUGGAAAUUUUCCCAACCUAAAACACCAAGUAGAUGGGAGUCUUCCCGACCCAAAACACCAAGUAGGUGGGAACCUUCCCGUCCCAAAACACCAAGUAAAUGGGACACAUCUCAUCCCAAAACUCCAAGUCAUGGGGCCUCUAAAGAGAGCAAAAAUGAAAGCUAUAAUGACAAUAAUGACAAUAGUCCUUAUGAUUCAAGUGAAAAUUCUCCUGACAGAACUGCAAGAUUUGGAAAGUGGGAUAAUGAUGAAAAAGGGAAAAAUGGAGAAUCUAAAAUUGGAAACUCACUCACAGAGAUGGAGACCUUUAUUCAAAUUGCAAAACAAAAAAAAAUAGAAGAGAUGAAGGAGAGAAAUAAAGAAUUUUUGAAACCAAAUAUUGAUUAAUAUGGCUUAGAUACAUUUCUCUAAUGUAAGUGCAAUGAUUAAGUGUGAUGCCUUUUAAUCUUAUCAACAAAUUUGUGAAUACAAUUCUACAUAUGAAAUAAGAUUGUAAAAUCAGCUUCUUGGGAUAUUCUCAUUGCAGUUUUAUUCUUAGCUAGUAUGGUAUGAACAUUGUGAUUCAUACUUUUACCAAGAUGUGAUAUUUUGCUGAGCCAUGAUGAGCAUGCCCCACAUAAACUUGCUUAUUGGAAGAGGUGAUAGAAAAUGCAUGAAGAUCAAAGGCUACAAACCCAUACCCUUGUAACUUUGCACUUUCCAGAAAGCAAAAGAGAAGCAAGUAUUUUAAUUUUUCAUUUGACCUUUAUUUUCAUUUAUCAUUUUGUUUAUUUUGUUUAUUUUUUAUUUAUCAACCUGUUUAUUUAUUAUUUUUCUAUUUUCUUUGCUGAUAAUUGAUUAAUUUUCUAUCUUACUUGUUUAGGUAACUAAUUAUGGAUUACUUGUUUUCCAUCAUCUCUCAAGGCAGGGAAAGGCAAGUUUAAGAAUAAACCAAAACAGAGAAAAUAAAAUUUGUAGAAAUUUAACCUUUUGAUCUAUCUUUAUUUAUCUUAUUAUGUAGUUGAGUUGUAAACUGUUAUGCAAGUGAGAAAUAAAUCAGAUUUGCAUGAUACAAAGCUAUGCCUUCAUGUAAUAUUGAUGAAAAAGAUUUUGCAGGCUUCUUCAGUAAGAAAGAUGAAACUUAUUAUUUGAAGUGAAUAUAAUGAAGCUACAAAGUUUGUGUAAAGUGAAUUGGAUGUAUAGAUGAGUGAUGUAUCGGAUACUAAGUUUUAAGCUCCGCUGAUGUGGAGGCAAGGGGAUAAUAUUGGGAAUGCUAAAACAUGAAUAUUUGUGGAUGCAGUUGCAGGUUUCUUUUACCUCCAUUUCCUCGUGUUGUGGUUGUGGAUGCAGAUCAUUUUUACAUAUCAUGGUAACACAAAGUGCAUUGUACCUGCAAAACAGCUAAAGAGAGGAGAGAGAGAAAAGAGGAAAGAAAUAAAUAGAAAGGAUAUGAUAAGUAAAAAAAAUGUGUAACAUAUUUCAGGAAUGUAGAUGUAACUAGGUAAGGGGUGUACAGGGGGCAAGGAGAUGGAGAGAACAGAAGUGGAAAGAGGGUGGAUGGGGAAAGACAAAAAAAGGAGUAGGGAAUAAUUAUUCCCCACUCUCUCUCUCUCUCUCUCUCUCUCUCUCUCUCUCUCUCUCUCUCUCUCUCUCUCUCUCUCUCUCUCUCUCUCUCUCUCUCUCUCUCUCUCUCUCUCUCUCUCUCUCUCUCUCUCUCUCUCUCUCUCUCUCACAUUUUUAGUAUCCUUCACAUUCAGUCAGCCUCCCUCACUCGUCCUUACAUACACACACACACACCUACCCACAACCUCUGUGUAACUUUGACAUGGAGGCAGAUCUUUUGUUAUCUGAAAAUGCAGAUGCGAAUAUGGAUGUGGAUCUUUUGCUAUUUUAAAAUGGAGAUGCGUGUAGUAUUUUCACUGUGGAUGCUCAAAGGAUGCAGAUUCAGAUAUCCGAUACAUCACUAGUAUAGAUGAUAUCCAACACUGCUUCAUGUUUUAGGAUUUUCUUGCUUAACCAUUCAUUAAAGUAGAAAUGAAUAAUUGCUGAAUUUAGAAAAAUGUUGAUGUUGCUCCAUAAACCAUUAUUAUUCUUAUUACUUAUGUGCAUUUUUCCUUGGUAAACAUCUUGAGCAUGUUUUACAUAUGCCUCAGUUAUUUACAAUGCAAAGUUUUGUUGUACAAUUACAGAACACUUAUAUUGUGUGAUAAUUUUAAUUGUAUGGAUUAGAUUUCUUUAUACUGGGAUAUUAAAAUUUUGAUUUAAAGUCAGAAUUGCAUUUAUUUAGUUGUAACAUCACUGUACUUGUGAUGUUAAAAGACCCUUUUAUCUCUCCCCCUUGCCCUGGCUCUCUCUCUCUCUCUCUCUCUCUCUCUCUCUCUCUCUCUCUCUCUCUCUCUCUCUCUCUCUCUCUCUCUCUCUCUCUCUCUCUCUCUCUCUCUCUCUCUCUCUCUCUCUCUCUCUCUCUCUCUCUCUCUCUCUCUCUCUCUCUCUCUCUCUCUCUCUCUCUCUCUCUCUCUCUCUAGUAGUUAGCAGACUUGGCUGACAAUAGAUUAUAUUUAUUACUUUUCUUUCAUUAUUAUUAUUAUUAUUAUUAUUAUUAUUAUUAUCAUUAUUAUUAUUAUUAUUAUUAUUAUUAUCAUUAUUACUAUUAUCAUCAUUAUCAUCGUCGUUAUCAUUAUCAUCACCAUCACCAUCACCAUAGAAAACAAUGUAAACAGCCACACUGAAAAAUGUAAAGAUUAUAUUACCACCAAAAUAAAUAAAUGAAAAUAAUAAGUUGAUCAAAACAUUAUGAAUAAAGUAUAAUAUAAAACUUACUAUAGCAUUUCAAAUGUUGGGAGAUCAGAGUAGCAAAACUUCUUAUAACUCUGGCAGGAUGAUAAAAACCUGAAGAGAAUGAGAAUUAUCAUUAAUUAUUUUACAUAAUGCUGAAAAACUACCCAUAAUCUACAAUGUCCAGCGUCCAAUUCAAAAUAAGGUAAAAGAAAUAUAAUUGUUAAAAGUAUGAUCAGUCGGGUUCAAAUGCAAGUUUGCAGAUCUUUGGUUUGAAUCCUUAACUGAAAGAUCAUUUAUGUUUUGUCUUAUACAGUAGUUUCUACUCCUCAAGCAGAGAAUAGGUCUGUAUUGUAGGUUGACAUCAUGAGGAAAAUAGUAGGCAAACCACUAAGCAGCAGUUGCACCUCCCCUCUUCAAACACUUCAGUGCAGAUCCAUCCAAACCCAAACUUUCCCUGCCUUUAUUAUCACUCUCUUGUCUCUCUUUUGUGACAUACACACACACACACACACACACACACACACAGCCACGCCACCCAGCUGAUCAGACGUAUCCACAGCAACCAUAGUUUUAGUUGUACAGGGGGGGCCAAACUUGAGUCCUGUCUCCAUAAUAGGGAAUUGUGUGAUGUAUGAGUGCAGGGGAAGUGAAGUGUAAACCAGGAAGUGGGCGAAUGGGUGAAAUGGGCGAGUAGUGUACAGGUAAACGUUGUCAGUGAUAUCAACAGGGAAGAUGGCGGCCAGCACAGAAAAUGUCUUUGAAGGUUUCAAGGAAGAUGACCUCAGUGUAGCUCAUACAAAUAAACGAAUGUGGAAAACUGAAGAAGAAAAUGUGAAAAUACGAGAAGAAAUACAUAGCUUAGCAGCAAUAAUAAAGACAUGGAAGGAAGAGAGAGAGAUGUGGGUGGUGACAAUGUAAGAAAAAGAUAUCCAGUGAUAUAAUAGAGAUGAGUGAGACGGAAAGAGAAAAAAAAUAAAGAACUAAGUGAAGAGGUGACAAAAACUGUGGAUUUAAACAAGAAGUACUGUGAAGAAAUCAAGAAACUCAAGGAAGAGAACAAGGAGUUAAAGAAACUUUUACAAGAGAGAGAAAUUAAGGCUGGGAAAGUAAGAGUUAGUGACAGAGGAAGUCAGAAGUUGGAAGGAAGAGAGAGAGAACAACAACAAAAGAUGGAUAUGUAGGAGAUAAUAAGGUAACAGCAACAGGAACACAAUAAGGACAUGAAAAAGCAAAUUAUUAAAAUAAUAAAGGAAAAAAAGUAAUCUUGUGAGAGACACAGUACAGAGAAAGAUGUAUAUGGUGGUAUUUGGGGUCAAGGAGAAGAACCUACCCAUGGAAAUAGCUAGAGAGAGAAGAGACAAAAAGGGCUAAAGAAAUUAUAGCAGAAGUGGCAGGAGGAGAGAAGAUAGUUGAACAAAUUAAAGGGGUUUACAGGAUUGGAAAGUACAACAAAAAUGGAACAAGACUAAUGAGAAUAAGUUUCAUGUCACAAACAGCAGCAGAACAUGUUUUACAAAGAACAGGAAAAUUGGCAAAAGUAGAAGGAAUGAGGGGAAUAUGGAUAAAAAGAGACAUGAAUGAAGAAGAGAGAAGUAAACUGAAAGAGUUGAGAGUAGAACCCCAGUCAAAAAAUGAGGAGAGAACACAGGAACAAGCAAGGAGAUUCAUUUGGAAAGUUGUGAACAUGAAAGUGAGGUAAUGGUGGCAUACAUACCAUGAUGGUAAAUACAGUGAGACAGUGGGUGAACAAACCAUCAGAAUGCAGAGGAGAAGAACCAUCACAGUCAGACUUAGUGUUUAUGAAAACCCCAGAAAGUAGACCAAGUAUACAUUGUCUGAGUCCAAUGGGAAGAAGUGAUCAUGUAACAAUACAAUUAGUACUACAGGAGGAAAUAGUGUUGCACAGGAAUGAACAGUUUAGAAAUGGGAGACAGAUAUAUGAUCAGGCAAAUUUUGCAGAGUUCAGUACAUUUUUAUGAAAAAAUUAACUGGAAAGAACUAUUUGAAGGUAAAGUAGUGCAAGAAAAAUUAGAUGUUUUUAAGCAAGUAUAGAGACAGGGUGCAACAGUUUGUAGCAAGUUAUAAAGUGAAAAUUGGGAAGUAUGAAUGGUAUAAUGCCAGGUGUGUAGAAACAAAAAAAGAAAAAAAAAACAGCAUGGAAGAAAAUUAUGAGAAAACUGAACAGAAAUACUGGGAAAGAAUACAGAAAGGUAAGAAAUUAAUAUGAUAUAAUAAGACGAAGAGAAGAAAGAAAUUUUGAAAGUGACACAGUAAGAAAAUGCAAGGACGACCCCAAACUCUUCUACAGAUACAUAAAUGGAAAAGUGAAGCAUAGGGAUGACAUAAACAAGUUAAGAAGAGAAGGAAGAAUUUAUGAAACUAUUGAGGAGAUAAGCAAACCAAUGAAUUAGUUUUCAAUCUGUGUUUACAAAGGGAACCAAUUUUGUGUCACCAAAAAUGGUAUCACAGAAUGAGGGAAUACAGGAGAUACAAGUAAAGAGACAAAAAAUCAAGAAACUGGUGGAAGAGCUGGAUGUUAGAAAAGCUAUGGGACCAGAUCAAGUAAAUGAAUGGAUAUUAAAAGAAUGCAGAGAACAAAUGGAAGAACCCAUAUGGGAUAUAAUCAACAGCUCGUUGAAAGAAGGAAAAGUACCAAGGGAAUGGAAAAGAGCUAAUAUGGUCCCAAUAUACAAAAGGGGGAAAUAAAAUUAAACCAUUAAAUUACAGGCCAGUGUCACAAACAAAUAUUGCAAGCAAGCUUUGUGAAAUAGUAAUUCGAAAUAGAUGGGUGCAAUAUUUAGAAGAUGAAAAGGUAAAUACAAGAAAGCAAUUUGAAUUCAGGAAAGGGAGAUCCUGUGUCAAAUUCACUGAGCUUUAUACAAGAUGGAGUGCAAGAGAGGGAUGGAUGGGAUGAUGUGGUAUACCUGGAUCUCAAAAAAGCAUUUGAUAAAGUUUCCCACAAAAGCCUUAUGUGGAAGUUAGAGAAAGAAGGAGUAAAGGGAGCAACAUUGAGAUGGAUGGAUUAUUUACAAGGGAGGGAAAUGAGAACAGUAAUCAGAGACACUGAUUCAAGUUGGCAUAAAGUGAAAAGUGGGGUCCCACAAGGAUCUGUGUUGGCAACUAUUAUAUUUCAAAUAUAUGUAAAUGAUAUGACAGAGGAUCUAAAUAGUUAUAUAAACCUUUUUGCUGAUGAUGCAAAAAUAAUGUAAAUAAUAAAAGAUGAAAAUGACUGCAAGAAGUUACAAAAGGAUAUUGACAAGAUACAUGCAGGGAGCCAAAGAUGGAAACUAGAAUUUAAUGACAGAAAACGCCACAUGUUGGAAAUAGGAAAAAGUAAAAAGAGACCGUGGAAUUACAAAAUGGGAGGAGAAAUAAUAACAAAAAGUAACAAAGAAAAGAUCUGGGAGUAAUGAUCCAGGACACACUAUCACCUGAAAAGCACAUAAACGGAAUAUUCAGCUCUACAUACAGCUUAUUAACAAACAUUAGGGUGAUGUUUAACUAUUUGUAUAGAGAAAUUAUGAAAAUUAUAACAAGCAUGAUACGACCUAAAUUGGGAUAUGUAGCAGUAGCUUGGGCUCCACGUAGAAAAAAAAAGAAAAACGGAAACUGGAAAGAA
This is a messenger RNA of Scylla paramamosain (green mud crab), 10462 nucleotides long. RefSeq names its product tetratricopeptide repeat protein 14-like. Gene Ontology annotation, molecular function: protein binding. The transcript is spliced from 21 exons. The record is from RefSeq and is a predicted model, not a curated record. The coding region runs from base 265 to 4473 and encodes 1402 amino acids. NCBI's taxonomy places the organism in Eukaryota, Metazoa, Arthropoda, Malacostraca, Decapoda, Portunidae.